UUGAACCACCGGAAAAAAAGUUUGAAAUAAUUUUCGAUUUGUUGAAGAGAAAGUGACAAAACCAUUUGUUCUUCCAGAAUCUCUCUAUUUCUCGGGCGAAAUUGACGAUCUGGUCGCAAAAAGUAUAAGAAUUAUCUCAUAACAAAGACGGACAACCCUUUGUUGAUGAGUGGGUGCAGCUCCGGAUCGAGCUGGUGAACACGGAUUUUGGUUUAGAUUUUAUCAGAUUCCGACCUCCUCCAUGGAUAUGUCGAGUUCCCAUUAUUCUCAGUGUGAACACGAUGAUGAAUACAAGAAAGAUGAUCAAAAUGACAGUGAUAUGCUCACAGCUCUAUCCAAAGAAAAAGGUUGGAUCACUGAAUAUCUUUACCAAUACAAGUCCUUUUGGUUUACUCCGGCAGCUAUUAAAGGAGUUGAGAAGGCGCAACAACGCUUCGAAGCUCAAUCCACAGAUAUUCUUCUAGCUACUUGCCCAAAAUCAGGAACAACAUGGUUCAAGGCCCUUAUCUUUUCCCUCAUGAAUCGUGAUCGAUUCGAUUUCUCCUCUCACCCUUUACUUACCAAGGCCCCCCACGAUUGCAUUCCCUUCUUGGAAGCAAUCAUAAAAGAUGAAACUUCCUACCAAGAUUAUCGAAUUUCGUGUUCGCCGCGUUGCCUUCUUGCAACCCACAUUCCUUACUCUUUGUUACCAGCAUCUGUUAUGUCUUCCGGGAGCAAAAUUGUGUAUGUUUUUCGCGAGACCAAGGAUGUUCUCGUUUCAAAUUGGCAUUAUAUGAAAAAAUUAAGAGUCAAAGAUCUACCUUCUUUUCCAAUCGAAGACGCAUUUGAUCUGUUCUGCAAAGGGGUGUCACAUUAUGGACCCUUCUGGGAUCAUGUCUCGGGUUAUUGGAAGGCAAGCUUGGAAAAUCCAGACAAGGUACUGUUCUUGACUUACGAGAACAUGAAGAAAGAUCCCAUUGUCUGUCUUACCAAAUUGGCCAAGUUCUUGGAUAAGACAUUUUGCUUAGAAGAAGAGAGAGAAGAGGUUGUGCAGGAGAUUGUAAAGCUUUGUAGCUUUGAGAAUUUGAGUAGCUUGGAAAUAAAUCAGACUGGAGUGCAACAUUUCAGUCCACAAUUUUCUGUUGAGAACCGGCAUUUCUUGAGGAAAGGUCAAGUUGGAGAUUGGAGAAAUCAUCUGACAGUAGAGAUGGGCGAACAGCUGGAUGAAAUCACUAGGCAGAAGCUUUGUGGACUUGUUUGAUAGGAAGUUUGCUUGUCUAUACAAAACCCUAUAGCACCAAGGUAUAAGUUGGUGAUUUACUGUCUAUGCAUGGUCCCGAGGCAUGAAUUGUAUGCAAAUAUAAUUGUUCUGCAGUUGGUGCAAUUGUCAAGUGAUUUUAUCCCAUUGAGCUUUCAUUUCAUAAAGA
Lycium ferocissimum is the source of this 1406-nucleotide messenger RNA. Its product is annotated as flavonol 3-sulfotransferase-like. Gene Ontology annotation, cellular component: cytoplasm. The record is from RefSeq and is a predicted model, not a curated record. Gene Ontology annotation, biological process: sulfation. Lineage: Eukaryota; Viridiplantae; Streptophyta; Magnoliopsida; Solanales; Solanaceae. Gene Ontology annotation, molecular function: sulfotransferase activity. Bases 242 to 1240 code for a protein of 332 amino acids. The transcript has 2 exons.